Molecule: messenger RNA, 3581 nt
Organism: Rhopilema esculentum
Lineage: Eukaryota; Metazoa; Cnidaria; Scyphozoa; Rhizostomeae; Rhizostomatidae
Product: transmembrane protein 121B
Source: RefSeq, a predicted model, not a curated record
UGUGUAAAGGAGGCCAGGGCCAGGACAGGGGAAAGGUGAUCAAAUUUCCUUCCUCAAAGGAAGAGGUGUGAGAUCAGGAUGUUCGCUGCUUUAGAACUCGCGGCUAAAAUUUCUUGCAUCAUUUUGCUUGUUUUUCAAGGAGCAAUACUAGAUUUAUACCUAGUGAAGGAACAUGACACUCGUUGGGCAUCCUUCGUCAUAGCCGACGUCACAGUAAUCUGUGUUUGGGUUGUGUGCCUCAUCACUGCGCACAGAUUUUUUAAAUUUAAGCAGGACGAGGUAGAUGCCGGGAAGGACCCUGAAGAAUAUCCAGAUGAGCUUCCACUUGCAUUUGCAGCAUGGCUAGUAUAUGCAGCCCUUUUAACACCUAGAAUUGCGAUACUAUUUGGUGGCUCCGGUGCAAGCAGAUUGAAGGAGAAGGACUUUUUUGGGCCUAACACUCUGAAAGCUGGUGCAGCCUGUACGCCACUCAUUUUCAUACUCCUUGUCUAUGCGCAUCACGACUCAAAACCACAUACAGUCAGAAAGUAUUAUAUCCAAAGUUUGACUGGAAGCAUCGCGUUUGACCUCUUUGAUAGCCUAGACUUGUUGGAGUUUUUGUUUUUGGACAGAGAAGAGCACAAGUUUCCUCGAGCAUUAACAACAGCUGUGCUUGUGUUUGCAUGUUUGAACUUUUUCUUGCCAACGCUUGCCUUAUUUGAGCUCAAAAUAAACAGUUUUACAGGACAAGUCAGCUCAUUAUCUUCCAAAGUUUUAUAUUCCUGUGCAUUUGUGUUCCUGGUUAACGUGCCAAAUCUCAUUAUCAGGUCUGUUCUUUGGCAUAAAUACAACACAGAUGUUUCUGUCCUUCUUAUGAAAAAUGUCAUUUGUGUUGUUAUUGGCAUAGUUGAGAUCAUGGAAUACUUUGGAAAAGAAAGGCCGCAGCCCUGCCCAAAGUGCAGAAAAUGGUACACUCCAGACUUCUUAGAGAGACAUAGGCAAAAAUGUAAAGCUAAACCAUUAAAAGUUGAAGGGGAGAAUCUUUCAGAUGAAAAUGAAGCAUUGUAACACAUUUUAGCAGGUUCAUAAGCCCAGGGUGGAAUCCAUGUGAAGCUUACGCCGGACAUAUGCCAAUAAACAAUAGAAAGACAAGAGAAAUUGUUAGUCCAUGCCGGAUAUCUCCGGCGUAAGCUACAUGGAUUCCACGCUGGUCAUAAGCUGAUUUUUGUGGAGAGAUCACUAAAGCAGUAGGAAGAUGCCUUCAAAUCUCAUGUUACAUGUCUACAAACAUCAGUCCAGGUGGAAAUUGAUGUUAGAAGACUCCAAGACAUGUCACAUAUUCACUUGGCCAAAAGUUCAAAAGGGAUGUUUUAUCCAAAUAUUUUGUCAAAUAUGUAUAGAAAAGCAAAAGGUGUCAAUAAGUCCAGAAACAUAAUUUUGCAAAAUUCAAAAUCUGCUCUCUCGAAACAAAAUGACUCAAAUUUUAGUACUGUUGACAGAUAAGCACAUUGUUGGCUCUAUGUUGACAGCAGUUUAUUCACAUAGUUGGAUAAUAUAAAUGAUUGUAGGUUAAACAUACACAAUUUUUUUAACACUGUUGUAUCUUUAUGUCUGAGUUACCCCUUUGUUCUUUUGUAAUGCAGCUGAUCAGUAUUUGAAAUGGAUGCUCUUUUAAGCAAUUGUGUGUCUGCAAGUUUACAGAUCAUUUUCACAAAACUCUUAUAGCUAAACAUUCAUUUUGUUCUUGAAUACUCUUGAAUGUUCUUGCAUUGUUUGUCAAAAACGAUGUUUCUCUGUAUUUUGAUCUGGAUAUCUCGCAACACCUUUCAAAUAAUGAGUUUUAAACUCCCAAGUUUCAUAGUUUAGGUAACCAAAUUGAAUCCAAAUUGCUUUUGAAAAAGUUCUGAAUAUGCGUAAAAACUGCAUUUCAAAUUCUGCCAGUAUGCCAAUCAACUGUUAUCAACUUAAAGAUUACUUGGUAUACUUGUUUUUAUAAGUACAUUUAGUACCUAAUAUGUUUUUCAGGGAAGCGUGAAUCAUCAUCAGGAAAUAGUAAAUUUUUUUGAAUGAGAUUCAGGAAUCGAUAACACUAGUGUCCAGGAAUUGAUGGUUAGGAAUCAGGCCAGCAGGAAUAUAGAAAUUAGGGGAACUAUUGAGUACCCUAUUACUUUUAUGGACUUUUCUGCUCAGAAGACACCAUGCAAUUACCAGAAUGCACCUGUUAAUGCAGCAUGAAAGGAUCCAUUUUAAAUCAAAUAAUAAGAUCCUGUUCCCAUCCUUGGUACCAAAGACUCUGAAAUAUUGGGUUGAACAUCUUCUUAGGUGUAUAAGGCAAAACUAAACAACAAUAAAAUAUUAAAUGAAAGAUAAAAUGUAAAGAGAAAACAAAAAAGGGAAGUGAUAACUACCAUUGGUGACAGUCAUAAACCCAGAAAGGAAGUUUUCCUAGAUGCUCACUGACAAGAGCAGUGCCAUUGGGGAGGGGGGCACGUCUCCCCUGUCCUUUGCAGGAUCAAUUUUGUGUUUUAUUAAAAUUCAAUGAGAAAAUGUUGUGAGAUGGUUAGUGUUUUGGCAAUGUUCUUUUUGUGAUGUACUCCUAUGAUUCUGAAUCUGCUUUUACGAUGUUUUUUUAUGACAAAAUGGCCCCCAGAGCCUAGUGGUUGAUGCUGUCACUGCCAAUUGAAGACUGAACAUUUGAAAUGAAGGUAUCAAUAAACAAGCAACUCAUCGGCCAGAAGCCCUGAGAGACAUUUCGAAGUGUUAAUUCAGUAUUCCCGUUUCUCAUUGGCCCCCAACGCAAUUCAGUGUUGAAGAAUACAUAACAGGCGUGACAAGACAAAUAUAAAAAUAAAUUAUAUCACAAAAAGUAGCAAUCGUCACAAAGUACUCAUUGCAGCAUAGAAAAAAAAAUGUAGAAGUACCAAGAUGAAAUAAAUGGCGCUUGACGAAGGUUAGGCGUCGCUACAGAAGGAGUUGCUCCAUUUGCUCUGAGGGCUUUGGAGAAGGAAAUGGCGUGGGAUCCCUUACAUUUCUGUGUAUGAGUGGGUAUAGUUUGGCGUGCCUAUUGAAAAGAUAUGGAUUCAACAGGCUUGAAUGCAAGGAGGUUGGAUCUGAAUUGGCAAUGUAGCAACAGAAUUUUUUAAUCUUAUUCAUUCUUAUAUUGUUCAAUGAUUUGUGGUCAAAGAUUUAUUCUACAUAUUUGCAAGACUUUUCCCACUGUCUUGUUAAAAUCAUCGGUUCUGAUUCGAUUCUUUAAUAUGCUAGAUCAAUUUUCCGGCUAUAUCCCCACAAAAACUUUCUUGCCGCCAACCAUGGAGUCGACCUUCACCAAAACCCUUCACCAAACAAACAGUGACGUCCUACUGAAGUUUUCCAGAAGGCAGACUUUUUGGGCCCCCAAUUUUGAUUUCCCGGUAAGAAAGGCCGAUUCCAGUCCGCCCCCUGAUAUGAUCCUGUAGUUCUAUUUGAACACGUCCUGUUAAGAGUGAAGGAUGCAUUUCCAAGGAUACAGUAUGUCAUCUUUCAUUAACUGGAAGAAAGAAAAAUUGAAUGGGGUACUUUUUUGGCAAGGUGAUGGAAUUAUCAAGCAUUUCUGUUACUUA